GCAGAGUACGCACUCUGGAAUGACAUGCAUUCCUCCUUGAAGGGAGCUGGCAUGGGAGUUUAUGUAUGAGAAUCGCCAAGUUGCCUCGGCCAGGAGUACAAGAAGAACAGGAGCGGCUGCGCUUUGACUUGACACCUAUGGCCGGUUCCUGAGGAUCUCUGGCUUCAGCGCUCUGCUUCUCCGGACUCCAAACAGAAGUUUCCUUUGCCUCCAGAAGUCGACUCGUCAUCUUUUGAAAGGCCAAUGUCUGCUUCCCGAAUACGCUCCCUCUUGUCUUUCUUUUUUCUCUGAGCUGCCUUGAAGAAUCUAAUAAUGGGGCAGACGCGCUACUCAAGACCGGUAUAUCCAGCUCCCUCGGUUGAGGAAGUGGAUCAUCCGCUGAACGAUGGCGGGACAACGGGAGCCGACGCUCUGGAAUCCGGCGACACUACACCUCCUUCCAAGAGGAAAAGCAAAUUCGCAGGGUUUGGCAAGAUCUUUAAACCUUGGAAGUGGCGGAAAAAGAAAACCAGCGGCAAGUUCAAAGAGACUUCAGAAGUUUUAGAACGAAAGAUUUCAAUGCGAAAGCCAAGAGCGGAGCUCAUUGAAAGAGGGGUUCUGUUUGAAGACCCUGAACAGGAUGGAGAAGAGCCGGACAAAAUCAGCCACACGGCGCUGAAAAAUGGACACACAAUCCCCUGUUCUGGGAUCGCUGGCCUAGGACACCUGGAGGAAGAACCAGAGAGAAAGGCAAGCCUUAAGAAGCCUGUUCUACCAGAGGAACCAAAGAAAUCGCAAGGAUCAUCUGGUGGUCUCCUCAAUUCAGAACUGGCAUCCCAUCCUGAAUCUCAUGCUCCCAGGCAACCUUUGCUUCCUCCAAAACGGCCAUUGUCACAGCCCACUUCUCCAGAUGCGAGCAACACCCAUGUGCCGGAUCUUGUCCCUACCAGCAUUGCAAGGACUAUGCCUUCCUCCACAGCGGCAGCAACCGCCAGUGCAGCAAAGGGGGCCAAUUAUUCCACCGCUCCUUCCCCUGCCCCCAGGACUGUGCCCUCUGCUCACACAAAUGCUUACACUACCGUUCCCACGAGUGCUACCAGCACAGUCCCUGCCAAGCAGCCCCCCAUCCCACCUCCAAAGCCAGUUAAUAGGAAUAGCAACCCUCUAAUAGUUGAGUUGUCUCAAGCAAUCAGUAGUGGCUCGAAACCUUCUCCGCCUUUGCCUCCAAAAAGAGGCAUCCCGCUUCACGUGCCGUCAUCGCUCGAAAUGGCCGCCGUCCCCAAGUCGCCCAGUGAAAGGAUCGUGCCGUCAUCCCAUCGCCCCUCCUCGAUACCAGGGCAUCUGUCGCCUCAACCGCCACCCUCUCCAUCACCCCCUCCACCUGCUCACAUUCCUCCUGACCCCCACUACGUUCCACUGCCUGCUUCCGUCCACGAGGCUGGCCUCCCGCUUUCACCUGAACUGCUGACGGAGGCCCACCAAGACGGGUUCUUGAGUCUGGAGGCAGCCAGGAGGGCGGCCGAGCAGGGCUUUGGAGAGCCUCAUGUGCCUCCCCGGCUGCCCCAGCUCCCUCUGCACAUCCUCAUCCAGCAGGCUUUGACAAGCCCCCUGCCAGCCACUCCACCAGGGGAAGGGUCACACAGGGCUCACUCGCUGCUUUUUGAGAACAAAGGCCCCUUUGAGGAAAACGGCACUGUCGGCAGGACAAGGUCGCUCCCGGUUACCAUCGAGAUGCUGAAAGUUCCAGAUGAUGAUGACGAGGCGGAGGACGUCCAAGAAGACGAGCACCAUUCCAGUUCCCACGUUUACAUUGGGGAAGACCCCACAGUCACGGUCAUUCCAAGGCUAGUGCUGCAGACAGUGCAGGAUGAAGAAGAGGGGCCCAGUGACUCGGACUCCGAGGGACCUGUCCUGUACAAGGAGGACUCAGAGGAAGAUGACGAUGACGAAAGCCAUAACAGUGCACUAGCCAACAAGGUCAAGAGAAAAGAUACCCUUGCCAUGAAACUCGGCAACAUGGCUCCACGGCAGGAAUUCCAAGAAGGGAACACUUUUCCUCGGAAGACCAAAGAGGAGUGGAAUGAAAUCCGACAACAGAUUGGGACGACGUUGAUCAGGCGGUUAAGUCAAAGACCAACAGCAGAAGAGCUGGAGCAAAGGAACAUCCUUCAGCCAAAAAAUGAGGCUGACCGGCAGGCAGAAAAGCGGGAAAUCAAACGGAGGCUCACCAGAAAGCUUAGCCAAAGGCCCACAGUGGCUGAACUGCAGGCAAGGAAGAUCCUGAGGUUCAAUGAGUACGUUGAAGUAACGGAUGCUCAGGACUACGACAGGCGAGCUGACAAGCCCUGGACGAAAUUAACACCUGCUGACAAGGCCGCUAUCCGGAAAGAGCUGAACGAAUUCAAAAGCUCUGAAAUGGAAGUCCAUGAAGAGAGCAAGCAAUUCACUCGGUAUCAUCGGCCAUGAACGUGGUUUUUUUAAAAAAAUUAAAUAAAGCAAUACCAUCAGAAGAGGAGAGGAUUGCAGUGUUUGCUGUGUUAUCCCAAUGAGGAGGAACCCUGAAGUUUGCCCCAGAUUUGCCGUCAUAACAUAUCCAGGAGCUGACUUUCUGCUGGGAAUGGAAAGUGUGUAUGUGUAGGGUUAGGACCUUCUUCAGAAGUAGCAUAACGUCCGGAAGGAAUUUGUCUCAAGUGCCAUCAGAUCACAACGGGAAAACAGAAUCAACAUCGAAACACUAUACCUCAUACAAUCAGCAAUACUGCUUGCAGUCCGAGAUUAGCCUCCUGACUUGGAUUUGCCAUGCGUGGCUCCAUCAUAAGAACAGGGAAUGUGCCCCCUUCAGUUCCUGUUCUGCACUCUCUGGCUACGUUGUCUACUGUAAAUAUGUCCUGCAAACUGUUUAAUAACUGCUUUGUCAAGGACAAAAGAAGAUUGGAGCUCUUACCAAGAGACCUGGAGCUAGCAAAUUGGGACUGUGUAUGUGUAUAUAUGCAUAUGUUUGUGUUGUGUGUUCGCUGUGUACAAAUGAAACUCAAAAACCCAGUACCAUUCUAGCAGGAAGCUGACACAUUACUAUUUUAUGGGUUUUUUGGUGUACUUAAUAUGCAAAAUCACUACUGACCAAUUUUUUCUGUUGUCCUAUGGCGAAAUUAUAUAGGGUUUUUUUUAAUGGCACAUACUGAGUCUUGUAAAAAAUCCCUCCCCCCCCCCGGCAGCAAAAACAGCAUUCUUCAAACCUGCUGUGAAGAAACCUCACUUUUAAAAAAAUAAUACUUCCACCUGUUUAACAGGAGCCUAAAAUGAGUUGCCUUGGGGAAGCAGUGGCAUGGAAUAUACUGUAAUUAUUUUUUUAAGUCAUAGCUUCCUCUUUUUCUUCUUUUUUUAAAAGAAUGAUUUUUCAAAACCGGAGUAAAACUUGCCUUUUCUUAAUCCUGUAGCAGAAUUUUAUUUGAAGGUUCUAAAGUUUAUUUUUUUCAGAAAAAGGGCUUAAAAUCUGACUUUUUAAAAUGACAAGAAGCAAAUGGGGCACCCCGUCUUCUUUUUUUGUUUUUAAAAACAGCUUUUAUGGAAUGACCCAAAAUGAUGCCCAGAGGCACUGCAGGGAUGGGAAGGCAAAGGGUGUGGGGGAGAUGACUUGAUGAACAUGGGGCUUGGGAUGGGGGCUGUUUUAAAGUUAAUGGUUCUGUUUCAAUCACUGGUUCCUGGCUAUAUUUCCACCUUCCCUGUUCUCACUUCACUUGCGUUAUCAAUGGUUAUGGGUGUAGACGCAAGUCCGUAUUGACUGCUAGCUUGUCUCACCCAGCUAUAGAUGUCCCACGCAACCCUGAGCUGGAUGGCUUUAAGAAAAGAGGCCUUGAUGUGCUUAUAUUGCCAUUCAUUCCCCCAUCUGCCAGGCACAUGGGGGGAGCAGGACCAUCCAAUGUGAGAGAGGGGACAGGCCUCCUUGAAUCUUUCAGUAGCCACAUCAGAUGGGAUUUAAUUAUGUAGUUGUUUUCCAGCUUGCCCAUGGAUGAGAGAGGCUGCCACCAGAUGAAAUUCUCUUUGCUAUGCAAUUCUCUUUAUCUCAUAUUUAAAGAUUCACAUGCCCUAGCCUCCUAGCUGGAUUAAGUUACCUUACUGGAGACCAAGGCUUGGAAACCCCAAGUGCUGUCGUUACGCCUCUGACUUUUCCCACCUUCCUUCAUCUUUGAACCUCUUUCUGUUCUCCCUCUCCUACACUAUUCCUGGUUCUGAGCAGCAAAUCACUGUGAGACUAUUUCCCAUGGGGUGGAGGAGUGCGGCUUGCCUUUUCUCUCUAUCAUAAUCCUUAAGAACAAGGUGCAGAGAAAGAGAGAGAGGCUCUCAUGUGUAGAAAACACUUGGGUGCUGGUGCACUCUGGAUCCAAAUGGCUUUCAUGAUGUAUAAAAUAUCUCCGUAGAGGAAAUCAUUGCAUUGUAUAUCUGUCUUCCUAUCAACAAAAUUUUAUGAAAUAAAAUUAUUUUAGGAAUUUUUUUUUUAGAACAAA
This is a messenger RNA of Heteronotia binoei (common prickly gecko), 4484 nucleotides long. RefSeq names its product phosphatase and actin regulator 4 (gene PHACTR4). The transcript has 13 exons. Gene Ontology annotation, molecular function: actin binding. Gene Ontology annotation, biological process: actin cytoskeleton organization; neural crest cell migration. The record is from RefSeq and is a predicted model, not a curated record. NCBI's taxonomy places the organism in Eukaryota, Metazoa, Chordata, Lepidosauria, Squamata, Gekkonidae. The coding region runs from base 313 to 2445 and encodes 710 amino acids.